This is a messenger RNA of Pteronotus mesoamericanus, 1967 nucleotides long. It is a transcript of the gene GPR161, whose product is annotated as G protein-coupled receptor 161. Gene Ontology annotation, molecular function: G protein-coupled receptor activity. Gene Ontology annotation, biological process: G protein-coupled receptor signaling pathway. The coding region runs from base 76 to 1716 and encodes 546 amino acids. Gene Ontology annotation, cellular component: plasma membrane; recycling endosome. The transcript has 6 exons. Lineage: Eukaryota; Metazoa; Chordata; Mammalia; Chiroptera; Mormoopidae. The record is from RefSeq and is a predicted model, not a curated record.
AGGCGCCCCUGUGAUGCUCCCGGGGCCCGCGGCAGUGCCCGCCACCCCGCGGACGCUCACACGUUGGUCGGAUGAAUGAAAGACGACCAGCAUGCUGCGCCCACCCCCCGCCCUGGCGCGCUGACCAUGAGCCUCAACUCCUCGCUGGGCCGCCGGAAGGAGCUGAGCAACCUCACGGAGGCGGUGGCCGGCGGAGGGGGCGUGGUCGUCGCUGAGUUCAUCGCCAUUGUCGUCAUCACCGUUUUCGUCUGCCUGGGCAACCUGGUCAUCGUGGUCACCUUGUACAGGAAGUCCUACCUCCUCACCCUCAGCAACAAGUUCGUCUUCAGCCUGACCCUGUCCAACUUCCUGCUGUCGCUGCUGGUGCUGCCCUUCGUAGUGACGAGCUCCGUCCGGCGGCGAUGGGUCUUCGGGGUCGUCUGGUGCAACUUCUCCGCCCUCUUGUACCUGCUCAUCAGCUCGGCCAGCAUGCUCACCCUCGGGGUCAUCGCCAUCGACCGCUAUUACGCCGUGCUGUACCCCAUGGUGUACCCCACGAAGAUCACGGGGAACCGAGCCGUCCUGGCGCUUGUCUACAUCUGGCUUCACUCCCUCAUUGGCUGCCUGCCACCCCUGUUCGGCUGGUCGUCAGUGGAGUUUGACGAGUUCAAGUGGAUGUGCGUGGCCGCCUGGCACCGGGAGCCCGGCUACACCGCCUUCUGGCAGGUCUGGUGCGCGCUGUUCCCCUUCCUGGCCAUGCUCGUGUGCUACGGCUUCAUCUUCCGCGUGGCCAGGGUCAAGGCCCGCAAGGUGCACUGCGGCACCGUGGUCACGGCCGAGCGCGACGCGCAGCGGCCCGGGAGGAAGAACUCCAGCACCUCCACCUCCUCCUCCGGCAGCCGCAGGAACGCCUUCCAGGGCGUCGUCUACUCGGCCAACCAGUGCAAAGCGCUCGUCACCAUCCUGGUGGUCAUCGGGGCCUUCAUGGGCACCUGGGGCCCCUAUCUGGGCGUCAUCACCUCGGAGGCCCUCUGGGGGGAGAACUGCGUCUCCCCGAGCCUGGAGACCUGGGCCACAUGGCUGAGCUUCACCAGCGCCAUCUGCCACCCCCUCAUCUACGGACUCUGGAACAAGACCGUUCGCAAGGAGCUGCUGGGCAUGUGCUUUGGGGACCGGUACUAUCGGGAACCGUUCGUCCAGCGGCAGAGGACGUCCAGGCUGUUCAGCAUCUCCAACAGGAUCACAGACCUGGGCCUGUCCCCACACCUCACGGCGCUGAUGGCCAGCGGGCAGCCCCUGGGGAACAGCAGCAGCACAGGCGACACCGGCUUCAGCUGCUCCCAGGACUCAGGGACAGAUGUGAUGCUGCUGGAAGACUACACGUCUGAUGACCAGCCUCCCUCCCACUGCACUUGUCCCCCCAAGAGGAGGAGCUCGGUGACCUUCGAGGACGAAGUGGAACAGAUCAAAGAGGCUGCCAAGAACCCCAUCCUCCACGUGAAAGCCGACGUGCACAAGUCUUUGGACAGUUACGCAGACAGCUUGGCCAAAGCCAUAGAGGCUGAAGCCAAAGUCAACCUAUUUGGGGAGGAGGCUUUGCCCGGGGUCUUGAUGGUGGCGCGGACUGUCCCGGGGGCCGGCUUCGGGAGCCGCCCGGGAGGCCGCAUCCUCGCGAGUCAGAAGCUGCAGCUGCAGAGCAUCGAGGAAGGGAACGUUCUUGCCGCAGAACAGAAAUGAGGGCCUCAGGGUGGCCUGUCCCCUGAGGUGGAUGCCCGCGGCCAACCCGCUGAGUCGGGGCCCGGGAGCAGGGGGCAGGAACAGCACCUGGCGCACAGGCACCUGAAAAAACACCAAGAACUGUGUCCGGGGCCGGAGGCUUCAGGGUCGGCGCGAGCCCCCACGUGGGCUUCUCGCAGACCCCGUGAUGGGACCAAAGGCAUCAAAAGCACAAAGAAAAGCAGAUGGAGGUGUGGCCGUGGCUUUCUGGG